CAAAUGCCUUUUGUUCACACUGCUGAGUUACGGCAAACCAAGCUCUGCUCAAUGGCGAAGCCAUACAGCUCCAUCUCACAGCUCCUCCGUCCCAUCUCCACUGACCUCAACACCAGAAGUCUUUGCCCCAGCACUCGAUUCGCCAUCCGUUCCCACUUCCAUAGAGGAGCUUCUCUAGCAUCUGCAGCUGCUGCUUCCCGUGGAAACGAAGCUCGCCAGCAGAACUCGAGGAAUAGGGACGCGCAGGCGGCGCCGCGAGCACCACGGCGAUUGAUCACCAUCUCGACGUCGGGUGGGAGGUGGCAGGGGCAGUGGAGCUGCGAGUACAUGUUCACGCUCAGAGAGCUUCAGCUGGCGGACAUUGCAGAAGAGGGGCACGACGACGCGGACGUCUUUGUUAGGCUUACCAUUCAAAAGCAUGCGAGCUUUGGCUUCUCCAUUGUUGGAAGAAUUAUGACAUCCUUCAACAGAAAAUGCAGUUGCUGCUUGACAUCCUAUUGCAGAGAGAUCGAUACCACAUUUGAUGUUUGGGUACUACCUUCAAGCAAGAACAGCAAGUUUGAACUUCCUGAAAUUGGUGGAAACGAUCCUUCGGUGAUAUAUGUGAAACCUGGCUCGGAAGCUGAUCUUGAUUCAAUAAUCCAAGAUACCAUACGUUUGACAGCCUCGGCAAAGGACACCUGCUCAGAAUCAUGUGCGAAGACUACAAUCAUAUGGCAAUCUACUGAUGAGAAGAACGAGUAUGACCGAAGGUGGCAUAGGCUUCUCGAAAUAAGGGAUGCAAUGUAGAGCAUGCUCAAGUUUAUCAGUCUAUAAGUGGUUUGUUAAUACAAAGAAUAGAUGGUUUUCUUCAAGAUAAUAUGAUAGAUGAAUUGUGAGAACGUUAGCAUUUUUAAUCAGCAGAGUUCAGAAUGAGGUCCUUCGUAUAUGAUUUUGCAGUUUCAUUUGAAGACAUGUCGUUGAUCAUAUUUCAAAGGCAAGGAUAAUCAAAAAGACUGUUGCCAAUGUGCAUUAAUAUCAAGAAAAGAGUGAUGAAUAAGAAAGUGGUGGAUGCCGCGGUUCUCAUAGUUUGAAGAGUUUUUUGGCACAAAGAUAACUGCACAACAGGUUACUCUUAGGUAGGUAGGAAGGUAAAUAUGUUAUAUCUACUUGUGAUCAAGAUUUGUUUUGGCUUCCUGUUCUUGGUUAAUUAAGCCAAACUUUUACUUCAUAUGAGGGUCCAAAUAUCACUACUUUAGAAAAUACAUAUAUAUUUUUGCAUCA
Musa acuminata AAA Group (dessert banana) is the source of this 1263-nucleotide messenger RNA. RefSeq names its product large ribosomal RNA subunit accumulation protein YCED homolog 2, chloroplastic-like. The coding region runs from base 4 to 789 and encodes 261 amino acids. Lineage: Eukaryota; Viridiplantae; Streptophyta; Magnoliopsida; Zingiberales; Musaceae. The record is from RefSeq and is a predicted model, not a curated record. The transcript is spliced from 7 exons.